Molecule: messenger RNA, 1734 nt
Organism: Brenthis ino (lesser marbled fritillary)
Lineage: Eukaryota; Metazoa; Arthropoda; Insecta; Lepidoptera; Nymphalidae
Source: the annotation of a GenBank genome assembly
AUGGCUGAUUUUGAAAUAAACGAGGCUCUGGCCUCAUUGGAGAUGCUCAUGUCCGAGUUCUUUGCGCCGACUACUAAUAAUUUUAGAAAGAGAGAAAUAGAAAACAUGCUUGAAAAUUUUUCAAACACUCGAGAUUCAUGGAAGCAUUGCUUAUUGUUUCUUCAAAAAUCGGAAAACCAAUAUGUUCUAAUUGUUACUCUUACUACUUUGGAGAAAAUAAUAAAUAGACAAUGGAUAAGACUAUCAGAUAAUGAGAAAACAGAAAUCAGAUUAACUUUAAUGAAUGAGUUGAUGACCAAACAUGAAACCAUGCUGUACUUCAUUAGAAACAAGCUAGCAGCACUUUUAGUGUCUAUUGCUCGUUAUGAUUGGCCUCAUUUGUAUCCGGAUUUUUUUAGCAAUAUUGUUGAGCUAUUGAAAUGUGAUGGACAUCAGUGUGUUGUGGGCUUAGUGUUAGCUCAAGCUGCAAGUGAAGAGUUAGGUGCGGCCCGCGACACUGGUGUACUACUUCCAUCAGAAAGGAAAAGUCAACUUGAAAGACUUAUGUUGAAAGGCAUGCCACAAAUGUUAUCAGCCUUAAAUGCUAUAUUAGAGAAAAAUGGUCAAAAGGAAGGUCAAUCAAAUCCUCCACCAUCUCCAACAGGUGGAUUACCACAGGCUUCUGCACUACCAGAUUUAUUAGCUAAUGCACAUGAUGUUCAUUCAGCUGAUAAAGCACUUAAUAUGGAGAUAGUAGUCAAAUGUCUCAGUACGCUCCAGCAUUUGUUUUCGUGGCUGCCUCUGUCGUCGCAUGUGCCACCUUCCCUCGUCACUACAGUGUUUUAUUGGGGCAGUGUUGCUACACAAUCACAGAGUGCGGAGGCGGCGCUGGCGGGCCUCGGUGGCGUGUGUGAGCUGCUGUACCGGCGUUACGCACCGCCGUCGUCCGCCGCCACGGCGCUGCGCCUGCACCACUGCGCGCUGCGCCUCCUGCGACACCUCAACCACCACCACCACAUGCAACGCGCUGACCACAGUUACUUAAACAAGCUAGCCGAAUUCCUAAAGCUAUUUGUAUCCUUGCAUUUUAAAAGGCUUGAGGCAGAGCCUGAAUUUGAUGCCAUAGAAUUCUUGUCAUAUCUAUUCCAGUACACAUUCCAGGUGCCGACAUGUUCUACGUUUGUAAGCUGUUUAGAUAUAUGGAUUCAAUUUAUAGAUGUAUUAAAACCUGAAGACACUCCGAAAUACUGGGAAGCUUUGCAGGCGUUAGUGAAUGGGAUAUUGAACAAAAUACAGUUUCAACACAAUAAGGCACAAUUACAACACCUAGAUAACGACGUGUGCGACGACGAUGGAGAAACAGAAUGGCAGACUUUCUUAAAACAUUGCAUAGAGUGUAUCGCGCGCGUUGCCGACCUCGCGCCGUUAGAUGUCUUCACAGCUGUGAUGGAGCGGUGGCAGGGGCUGGCGGGCGUGCACGCGCGCGCGGGCUCGCGCGGCGGCGCGGGCGGCGAGGCGGAGCGCCUGCUGGCCGCGCUGCUGGACCUGGCCACGCUCACGCGCCUGCUGGGCCGCCUCGCGCCCGCGCUGCUCGCCGAGGGCGAGGGCGCGGGAGGCGCGGGGGCGGUGGCGCGCGCGCACGCGGCGGGCGCGGCGCUGGUGGAGCGCUGCGCGGGCGCGCUUGCCGGCGCCGCGCUCACGCGCCCGCACCGCACGCACGCCUCGCUCGCGCUCGCGCGCGCACACAUCAUGCUG